Messenger RNA from Miscanthus lutarioriparius, 1305 nucleotides. Lineage: Eukaryota; Viridiplantae; Streptophyta; Magnoliopsida; Poales; Poaceae. The record is from the annotation of a GenBank genome assembly.
AUGGAUUUCUUCAAGAUUAAGAAGUUCGGGAAGGGGAAGAAGAGUGCCUGGGGUGGGGGAGAGGGAGUGGAAUCCGACGACGACGCCAGCACCGGGGAUGUGACCCCUCGGGGCUUGGAGGAGCAGAAGCCGGACAAUCGGGAGGGGAACAAUGCUGAGGCGGCGGCGACGGAGGAGGAGGAGGAGGAGGAUGACGACGAUUUCAUCACGAAUGAGGUGAAGCGGAGGCUCAAGGAGCUCAGGAAGAACAGCUUCAUGGUGCUCAUCCCCGAGGAGGAGUGCGGUGAGCUCGAGGAGGAUGGUGGGGAGGAGGAAGGGGGCAGCCCCAGGGAGUGGCUGGAGUCGGGUGUCGGCGAUGGCUUCCCGCUGUGUGGGUUCGAUUCGCUGUAUGAUAAGUACUGCGAGAGGAUGCUGGUGUUUCAUAAGAUGAUCGCGCAGCUCAUGAAGGAUCCAGAGUCACUGAACAUGUCCAAAAAGUCUCCAAGAUCAGCAUCAAAAUUGGCGUCUACCCUCCGCAGCCUCUCAUUCAAAAGAAAAGAUGAGCUCCCAGAGGAUUGUGAACAACUUCAACAACAGCAAAGCGAAGAUGAUCCUUAUCAGACACUUGAGACUGCAUAUGUUGCUCAUGUUUCAUUAAGCUGGGAGGCUCUGCAUUGCACCUAUGUGCACCUGAGCCUUAUCGUUGCAGCACAACCUGAUAAUCCUACAACCUACAGCUCUGCUGCUCAAGCCUUCCAGCAAUUCCAGGUCCUGUUGCAGAGAUUCAUUGAAAAUGAACCAUUUGAGCAUGGUACCCGGGUUGAGAUAUAUGCACGGUCUCGGAGCUUGUUGUCAAAGUUGCUUCAGGUCCCCACUUUUCAAGUCGCAGAUAGGAAAGAUAACACUGAAGAUCAAAUGGAACCAGCGAUUUCCGCACCUGAUCUCAUCAAAUUGUUAGAGGAAUCUAUCCUAACUUUCCGCCUUUUCCUGAAGAAGGACAAGAGAAAGAGUAGUGUGCUUAUGAGUGCUCAUGGCCACACUGGAAGCUCGAUUCAACAAGUGCAAUCUUCACUCGAUAAGAAAGAGGCGAAGGUGAAGGAGCUGUUGAAGAAGAAGAAAGGGUGGAAGAGCAAGACCUGGCCAGGCACAAUGGAGGAGGUCCAGCUGCUGUUCGCCCUGAUCGACAUCAAGGUCGUGUCGCGGGUGCUCCAGAUGGGGAAGCUGAGUGAGGAGCAGCUGCUGUGGUGCGAGGAGAAGAUGAGCAAGGUGGACCUCACCGAGAACUGGCUGCGCCGCGACGGGUCCCCAAUCCUCUUCCCCUGUUGA